Molecule: messenger RNA, 798 nt
Organism: Sparassis crispa
Lineage: Eukaryota; Fungi; Basidiomycota; Agaricomycetes; Polyporales; Sparassidaceae
Product: Versicolorin reductase 1
Exons: 9
Coding region: 1-798 (265 amino acids)
Molecular function (GO): oxidoreductase activity, acting on the CH-OH group of donors, NAD or NADP as acceptor
Source: RefSeq, a predicted model, not a curated record
AUGUCGACUGCUAAAUCGUCUGUGCGUAUUGCCAUAGUCACUGGUGCCGCUCAAGGCAUGGGAGAGUCCAUCGCUCUGCGGCUCGCUGAGGACGGGCUCGACGUCGCCGUAAACGACGUUCCGACUAAAUUGGAGCAACUGGCCGCAGUGGUGAAGCAAAUUGAAGCCAAAGGAAGGCGUGCAAUCGCCGUGCCCGGGGACGUGAGGUCCGAGAAGGACGUGAAGGCCUUGGUUGAAAAGACCGUGGAGACUUUCGGCUCGCUAGACGUGAUGGUUGCCAACGCCGGCGUCAUGCUCCUCAAGGCCGUGCUCGACACCACUACUGAAGAUACCGAUUUCGUCUACUCCGUGAACGUAAAUGGCGUGUUCUGGUGCUUCAAGUAUGCCGCGCUGCAAAUGAUCAAACAAGGCAGAGGCGGCAGAAUUAUAGGAGCUUCGUCCACCGCUGGUAAGAGAGGUCAGGCAAACAUGGCUGCCUACAGCGGGUCGAAGUUCGCUGUUCGCGGGAUCAUUCAGAGUUGCGCUUCAGAAUGGGCACAGCACAAGAUUACGGUGAAUGGCUAUUCACCGGGUGCCAUCCUCACUCCAAUGGUUCUUCAUCCUGAUGAUGCUAUCAACGGGGGACCAGCCUCGACGGCGAUGAAGUACAUAGGAAUGCCCCUUGAUACUCGCAUGCUGAACCGUCGGUCAUCGCCAGCCUUGUAUCCUAUCUCGCGAAGCCAGAGUCGUUCUUCGUCACUGGUCAAUGCAUCAAUGUUGAUGGAGGUCUCCGUUAUGAUUGAGCGAGGACUGUAUUAG